GACGUUUACAAAAAAAAAAGUGAGUUGUGGUGAUGGUUGUAAUUACUCUUAUAAAAUAAAACUGAACAGAAACUAUUUCAAGCGGUCUGAAGAUGCCUUUUAAAGGGUUACGUUUUGCAGGAAAGGGAAUAUUGUUAGUACGCAGAGCCCUCCUCGAGCACCCAAGGCACCGAUCAGAACAGCUCGCUUCAUUGAGGUUGGUUAGCUCUGAUGGGAAACCAGAAGCUAAGAAAGCACCACUAAGGACUCCAAAAACCCCACAAGGUAGAUUUGAUAGUCCCGAGCAAGCUCCUAAGGAGACAUAUCCUCUGGAAAGAUUUCCUGAUGACAUAAACCCAGUUACUAAAGAGAAAGGAGGACCAAGAGGCCCUGAGCCAACUCGAUAUGGGGACUGGGAGAGAAAGGGACGAUGCAUUGAUUUUUAAUCCAACGAGAAUGUCAUAAUAUAUGCUUAUUUCUUGUCUGAGAAAUGUUAAGUUCAGAGGAUGAAGAAAUACAUUGAACAGUGAAAAAUAAAAAGAUGAAUCCCCUUUCUUCCUGUUUUGUCCCCCCCCCCCCCAAAAGAAAACAACUUCUUUGUU
This is a messenger RNA of Polyodon spathula (Mississippi paddlefish), 581 nucleotides long. Its product is annotated as succinate dehydrogenase assembly factor 4, mitochondrial-like. The record is from RefSeq and is a predicted model, not a curated record. Lineage: Eukaryota; Metazoa; Chordata; Actinopteri; Acipenseriformes; Polyodontidae. The transcript has 3 exons. Bases 93 to 425 code for a protein of 110 amino acids. Gene Ontology annotation, biological process: mitochondrial respiratory chain complex II assembly. Gene Ontology annotation, cellular component: mitochondrion.